AUGACCAAAGCCGGUGAACGGAGGCUGCGCAAGGUGGCCCGGUCCGGGGUGGUCCGCCGGCUGAAGCCGUUACUCCGCAAGGCCAAUGCCGGCAAUCUGGAUCUCAAUGCGGUUGAUGCGGGUGGGACAACGGCUGCGCACACUGCUGCAGAGAGAGGACAUGUGCCGGUUGUUCUGGCUCUGGCUCGUGCCGGCGCAGAUUUGUAUCGGAAGGAUGCUCGCGGUCGCAACGUCCUCGAUGCCGCCGCUGCUGCUGGUCAGACUGCUGUCGUCGAGGCUCUCAUCGCCCCACCUCCCUUUGCUCUUGUCGCUGCAGAGCCUGUUUGCGCCAAGGCAACGGAUGAUCAAGAUCCACCGGUUGUGUCGGAUCCGCAAGACGGAAGCGAUGCGCUUAUCGGUGACGAUGCGCCGGCGGCGGGUGCGUCACAGGCUCCCCGACCGGUCACGGCUGUCCGCGGCACCGCGCUGAUGCGAACCUCGGGCGACCAUGCACCGGGAGAGACAUCACCGCUGCUGCUGGCUACCAAGGCCGGCGCACUGGGCGUGGUCAAGGUCCUCCUCCGGCUCGGCGCCAACCCAGAUCAGGUUCCUGGUCCCCAUGGCAGGCUCCCGCUGCACUGGGCGUGCGCCAAGGCCAACGUUGACAUCACCGCCGCCCUGCUCGACGGUGGCGCUGACCCCUACGCCCUCACCAGCGACGGCGAGUCCGCCAUCGACAUCGCAGGUUCAGGCGACGUCGCACGGCUCGUCCGCCUCGCCCAGCUUGCCCCCGAGCCCGAGCCGGUCCUCGACGCCAUCGGCCCACACCUGGUCACCGACCUUGCCGCCGAUGCCGAGUCGGGCGCCCUUGCCGCAUUUAUGGACUACGCUCCGGCCGCUCUACCCAAACCCAAGAAGAAGCGCCGGAAACGCCGCAAGAAGACAUAG
Thecamonas trahens ATCC 50062 is the source of this 927-nucleotide messenger RNA. RefSeq lists its product as uncharacterized. Bases 1 to 927 code for a protein of 308 amino acids. Gene Ontology annotation, molecular function: protein binding. The transcript has a single exon. The record is from RefSeq and is a predicted model, not a curated record. Lineage: Eukaryota; Apusomonadida; Apusomonadidae.